Messenger RNA from Daldinia childiae, 1020 nucleotides. RefSeq lists its product as uncharacterized. The record is from RefSeq and is a predicted model, not a curated record. The coding region runs from base 1 to 1020 and encodes 339 amino acids. Lineage: Eukaryota; Fungi; Ascomycota; Sordariomycetes; Xylariales; Hypoxylaceae. The transcript has a single exon.
AUGCAGAAGCAAGUGCAAGAUGGUGUUGGUAGCAUAGACGGCGGUGAGAACCUUCCAAUCGAUAAAAUCAUUCAGAAUGCACGGGACGAGGCCGAAACAAUAUCGAGCCGAGACCGAUAUAACAUUGUCAAAGCUAUUCGAACCUUCGGUGUCAACGCAGACGGUCGUAUUCCGUGGGCGAAGGUUAGAAAGCAGUUAGGUGGUCGUUGGCGGCGUCCUACAAUCAUCCUAGUCUGGUACCGCUUGAAGCAUUCCGUCCCCGACCAUACUAUCAUGGCUGUCCCUGAGAUUAUCAGACAACUCAGUGUGAAGUAUCAUGAGACCAAAGAGCUCGACUUCCCCAGUGGCAAGGACUACGAUCAAAAUGCAGAAUACAGUGAAAUCGAGCGUAAGGUCAACAAGAUCUUAAGUAAGACCCAGCGCGGACCAAAGACUCCAGCCACCGUUGUUAAGACCGACGAUGAGGACGAUGAUGAUGACGACGACGAUGACGACGACAAGGAGAUCGCAGACGAUAAUAAGGAAAGUGUCGCAGAUGAAGAUAGCCAGGAGGAAGAUGCAGAAAGCAACGAGGAAGAUCAGCAGAUUGAAGAGAAUGAGGAUAAAACCGAGAAUGAGAAGAGCAAAGGCAGCGAUCAAAGUAGAAGCGAGAGUGGCGAUGAGAGUGCCUCCGGUGACCAAUCAGAGAACGAAGAGCUUCCAGAGCAAGUUGAAACGGAACACGCCGCUGAUGACAUCAGCAACCUAGGAAGCAAUGUGGAAGAAGACCAAAACCCCCAGCGCGAGUCUUCGAUUGAGUCUCCUAUCGCCAAUAUUAGGUCACGAAGAGCCUUUAAAAACCAGAAACGUCAUAGCUUAUCCGGCAAAGUCAUGACUUCUCGAACUCCAGUUUCCAGCAAGCGCAAGGUUGCCACGAAAAUGAGCGAAGCCAGUGAUAACGAGCAAGGCUUAGAUGUUGAGGAAGAACUAAGCAGUGAUACAAACGCAAGCGAAGUGGAGAGCAUUCCGGCGCAUUUGUAA